GUCGGCUUCACCUCGAUGUCCGCCAGCAGCGAGCCCAUAGAGGUUGUCGAGUUUCUCAAUGACCUCUACACGCUCUUUGACAAUAUCAUCUCCAAUUAUGAUGUCUACAAGGGUGAGAACCUAAAUCACUGUCACGCACAGGUGGUCUCUGGUCUGCCGAUACGCAAUGGAAAGAAGCACUGUACGGAGAUUGCCUCGAUGGCCUUGGAGAUGCUCGACGCUGUCAAGUCCUUUAGGAUUCACCACCGACCCGAUGAGGUGCUGCAGCUUCGAAUUGGCGUGCACACAGGGCCCGUCGUUGCGGGUGUAGUUGGUCUGAAAAUGCCUAGAUACUGUCUUUUCGGUGAUACCGUCAAUACGGCAUCGCGCAUGGAGAGUAAUGGUGAGGCGCUGAAGAUCCACCUGAGUCCGGAGUGCCGUGACUACCUGGAGCCAACGGGGCAGUACAUCAUCGAGGAGCGAGGUUUGGUGCGGAUGAAGGGAAAGGGCGACAUCAGGA
Rhagoletis zephyria (snowberry fruit fly) is the source of this 499-nucleotide messenger RNA. The record is from RefSeq and is a predicted model, not a curated record. NCBI's taxonomy places the organism in Eukaryota, Metazoa, Arthropoda, Insecta, Diptera, Tephritidae.